AUGGGAAAUCGUCUGCCCACCGGCACAUGUAAACGGUCUGGAAAUAAGCCAACUACAGAAAAUGAAACUCAAUUACCAGAUGAAGAAAUCGAUGCUGCUGAUCUGGUAACACGUAGAGGUCCAGAAUCAGAAACGACGCAACUUCAUUAUGCAGCAUUUAAUGGUGACUGCGACGAAAUAAAAAGAUCGUUGGCAACCGAAAAUAUCGAUGGAAAAGAUGCAGAUGGUAGAACGCCGUUGAUGCUUGCAGCUCUUAACAAACAGAAUAAGGCUUGUAUGCUGCUUCUACGUGAAGGUGCACAAGUAACAGUUACAGAAAAACACGGCGAGUCUUGUUUUAUUUUUAUGUUGGACGCAAAAAUGACAAAUGUGGCAAGUCUAGCAUUAGAUCGACUGCAUGAAAAAGAUUCUCUUGAAGGAAAGCAGACAUAUGAUUUGAAAAUAUUGGAAAAAGGAGAAACCAAUGCUGAGACGCCAUAUACAAGAAGCCCGUUGCAAGCUGUUGUUGAUAAUACCCUUUUAGAAGUCAUUGAUCAUCCCGUUUUUCGAAAAUCUAUUGAAAUCAAGUGGCAAAAGUUUGCAAGAUGGGCUGCAAAAAAAGAUUUACUAUGGAACUUAUUAUUUGUUGUGCUGUGGUCGAUGCUAGCUGUGGUGAAGCCUCAUGCCCGUGGAUGUUAUGAGUUUCCGCUCGACUUGUUGCGUGUGCUUCUAUGGGUCAUGGCUAUUUUGUGCACAAUUUGGUUCAUUGUUCAAGAAUACCGGGAAUAUAAGGAAUCAAGGGAAAAAAGAAAGAAUUUGACCAAAUUGCUAAAGUGUAUAAGGAAGAGUGCUGAAAAGUAUGAGGAAAAAGUAGAGUGCAAACGCAAUUCCUGGGAAGGGCGACCAUCAAACUUUUAUGGCUAUUGGAAUUACUACGACUGGUUUGUGUAUUUUCUCCUGACGGUGGUGGUUUUAACUCAUUUGAUAGAUAUCGGUAUUGCAUCGGAUGAACUAUGUCAUCCACGAUCAAAUGAUACAACUCAAUACGAAGAUGAUGCAGACCACUGGGAGAAUGAAAGCUUGGCAGGGAAGAUACAUUUAGGAUGGUUUGCAUUCACAAUUAUUUUUGUCUGGUUUCGAUUGUACAAAUCAAUCAGAGCAUUCACGCAUUUGGGUCCUUUUAUUCUUGUGGUUUAUAUUGUACUUGGAGAUGCGGGAAAAUUCCUAAUCUUGGCUUUAAUGUUUUAUUUACCAUUUACGUGUGCGUUUUGGAUGAUAUUUGGUGGUAUCCCAUUUUACGAGUCAGUUAUUGCUACAAUGUUCACUCUAUUCCGUAUGGCACUAGUGGAUGACUAUAAUUAUGAGGGACUGAGAGAUGCGAACCGUGUUAUGGCGGAUAUCAUGGUUGGAUUAUACCUUUUAAUUGCAGCGGUAAUAUAUCUGAGUAUAUUCAUUGCAAUGUUGAGUUACAGAUUUUCCAGCAUGUAUGACAAUGGUAAAUCCAAUGCAAUGAUACAACGAUCCAAAAUUAUUCUUGGCUUCGAGGAGAAAUUAACUGAUAAAGAAAGAAAACACCUUCGUAAAGAAUGUGCUCAUGCCGAAGACUAUAGCGUCAACGGGGAUGGAAAAGAAGAUAUGAUACAGAUUACAUACAAAGAAGAGGUAGUUUGUAUAUGGUUUAUACUGACAUUUGAGUAA
This is a messenger RNA of Saccoglossus kowalevskii, 1677 nucleotides long. RefSeq lists its product as uncharacterized. The record is from RefSeq and is a predicted model, not a curated record. Lineage: Eukaryota; Metazoa; Hemichordata; Enteropneusta; Harrimaniidae. Gene Ontology annotation, biological process: calcium ion import across plasma membrane. Gene Ontology annotation, molecular function: calcium channel activity. Gene Ontology annotation, cellular component: plasma membrane.